UUUUUUUUUUUUUUCAACUGAAUUUUAUAUAUUUUUAUGUUCUGCACUUUUGAUCCCAAGCUUGAUCAAAUCCUCUUCAUUCACGGCGACUCUCCUACUUCGUGUUGGCACCCAUAAACUCGAAAUAAGCUUAUUAAUCUCAUUAAAACCUUUUUUUAACAAAAAAAAACCAGAAAAGAGAUUCCCAUCUUUUAAAUUUAAUUAUUCCUAAUUUCUCUUAUUUACUUUUUUUUUUUCCUCCAUCUUUUUUUUAUAUAUAUUCAUAUAUAUUUUAAAUUAAUCUAAAAGAACAAUUGCACUUAUUAUUUUAGAUAACUUUUCGAUACCAAACAUCUCUAUCUUCUUCUAUAUAUAUUUAUAUACAUAUUUUUCAUUAUACUCUUUUUUUUUUCAUCAUCAUCAUUAUCAAAAUGUCUCGAAACAGCUCUCCUCUUGGACGUAUGCUUACCGUCAUUGACUGUCCUAAUUCAGCCUUACGCUUUUUGAUUCUUGAUUGUCCAACAGAGUCAACUUUGGAUUUCUAUAUGGAAGAAUUUAUGCGACUCAACGUAGUAGCUGUUGUUCGAUGCUGUCAGCCUACUUAUAGUGCUGCUCGGUUAACUGAAAGAAAUAUACAAGUAUUAGAUUUACCUUUUAAAGAUGGUGGUGUGCCCCCUCCGCAAAUUGUGCGUGAAUGGUUACAGUUAGUAGAGAAAAAUAAACAAAUAGCCGAAACAGCCAAACAGGAAGGUACUGCUGCUCCUACAAUUGCAGUUCACUGUGUAGCAGGAUUAGGUAGAGCACCUGCUUUGGUAGCUAUUGCCUUGAUUGAAAUGGGAAUGAAACCUUUGGAUGCUAUCGAAUUUAUCAGAGGAAAAAGACGAGGAGCCUUUAAUAAACCUCAAAUUGCUUACCUUGAUUCAUAUAAACGUACUUUGAAGCCUAAAUCAGCAGCUUCUAAUUAUUCAUUCAGAACAUCUCUUGGUCGUAUGUUUAAAUUAGGUGGUACUAGUAAUAAAACUACUAAUCCAUCUCCUUCUACAAAUGGAAAUACAUUAUCACAGUUAACAUGAAUCCAUGGCCCCUUUUAUUACUGUUAUUAUUUUUGCUUUAUCAACAACUUAGUAUUAGAUUAUUAUUGUUAUUUUAUUUUAAUAAAGAAGAAGAUUUUUGUAAUGAAGAAAAAAAAAGUAGUAGUAGUAGUAGUAGUAUCAUGUGUG
Messenger RNA from Cokeromyces recurvatus, 1199 nucleotides. Its product is annotated as protein-tyrosine phosphatase-like protein. Gene Ontology annotation, molecular function: phosphatase activity. Gene Ontology annotation, cellular component: nucleus. The record is from RefSeq and is a predicted model, not a curated record. The coding region runs from base 411 to 1052 and encodes 213 amino acids. Gene Ontology annotation, biological process: protein dephosphorylation. NCBI's taxonomy places the organism in Eukaryota, Fungi, Mucoromycota, Mucoromycetes, Mucorales, Mucoraceae. The transcript is spliced from 3 exons.